GAGCAUUGUGAUGACGUCACACCCAAACAGGAAACAUUUCACUACCGGGUGAUUCCAGCAGUCUGGAUUUCCAUCUCAAAACCCGUGUUUCACCCCAAAAAUGUCUCAGGAUACCUGGUUGCAGAAUUACGAUGCCACUUGUCGGCUGGCACAAGAAAUUGCUGAAAACAUCCAUGAACGCAACAGAGAGCAAAAAACAGGGGGCAACCCAGCGAAGAUAAACAUGACACUUCGGGCAUCUCUUCAGAAGCUUAAACAAAGUAUUGCCCAGCUUAAAGACAGUUUGCUGAGGGCUUCUUCGUCACGUCGCAUAAUGCAGUCAGAAGCAGACAGGCGGCAGAAUCUCAUUGAUGACCUGCUGACCAGGGAGAAACAGCUCAAUGCCACUUUUAAAGGCGAUAUCACAGAACCAGCUCCAUUCAGGUCCACCUUGAUGGCAGGAGGCGCAGGAGCAAACGACGGAGUCUCAGUCAACCCGUGGCUCAUUAAUGAAUCAGAAGAAACCAGGGGGUUGACUUUUGGAGAGAUUAAACAGCAGCAGCAACGAAUCAUAGAAGUCCAGGAUGCAGGACUAGAUGCCCUCGCAGCAGUCAUUAGCCGGCAGAAGAUAAUGGGACAGGAGAUUGGCAAUGAGCUGGAUGAACAGAACGAAAUCAUCGAUGACCUUUCGCAUCUCGUGGAUAAGACGGAUGGCCGCAUUCGCAAUGAGACACGACGAGUGCAGCUGGUGGAGAAAAAGUCCGCCUCCUGUGGGAUGCUGGUGGUGAUUGUGUUGCUUCUCAUUGCGAUUGUCGUGGUGGCUGUGUGGCCGGUGUAGCCAGCGUGGAUGCCGACAUGCUUAGAUGACUUCUGGAUGAGGGAAUGGUAGGAUGCAAACGCAGAUGAAGACGUUCUCUCUUCGAGGUUGAUUUUAUUUAGAAUCCUUAACCUCAAGUAUGUGCAUCACGAAUAAAUCCAAGUUUCCCUUUUUUUUCCUCAGCAAUGUUGUCACUUUGUUAAUGGAGAUCCCAUCCAACGCUAUUCAGGUCAUCUUUUUUUUUUUUUUUUUUUUUUAAUGACAUUUACACUUCACAACGCCACUUUUCCUUGCUGAUUGUAUUUUAAUUCAAGAUUUUGUGUUUGCCAAGUGUAUCUUAAUGGACUUUUGUUUGAUUUAUCCGAAGAAGCGCAUAUAAAUCUAUAAUUAAAGACACCAAAAGGCCACAUAUUUUUCAGUGUAACAAGAGUUUAUUUGAAAAUCUGCCUUUCUACCAGGUUGGUAUAUUCAGUAGUUAUAAUUUUCCUUCUUGAAUUAAUGGGAACAGUCUCACCAAUGACGACACAUUUAAGAAAAAAAAAGGUGGGGAAAAAAAGAAAUCCACAAUGGCUUGUGUAAUUAAAUAUAUUCAUAUAUUUAUAUAUAAUAACCAUAAUAUAUUAGUACACAUUGUAAAAACAACAUUGCAAAAAAAGAGAAAAAAAG
Messenger RNA from Hippocampus comes (tiger tail seahorse), 1462 nucleotides. RefSeq names its product syntaxin 8 (gene stx8). The record is from RefSeq and is a predicted model, not a curated record. Gene Ontology annotation, cellular component: endomembrane system; SNARE complex. Lineage: Eukaryota; Metazoa; Chordata; Actinopteri; Syngnathiformes; Syngnathidae. The coding region runs from base 101 to 817 and encodes 238 amino acids. The transcript has 8 exons. Gene Ontology annotation, molecular function: SNAP receptor activity; SNARE binding. Gene Ontology annotation, biological process: intracellular protein transport; vesicle fusion.